CCGCAUCGAUUUGGUUUCUUUUCGAGGUAUUAAUUUAUUAAAAUGUUAAUUAAUUUGUCAGGCGUCGACAGCAGUCGAAUUCGCUUGAUAAAUAGUCCCGAAACGAGUUCGCUGGGGAAAUCUAUUCCCUUUUCCAAAUCAACAUGGCUGUGAAAUUUAAGUGAUUCGAUGCCAAAUGAUAUUUAUAUCAAGUCUUUAGAAUAUGUCUGACAAGGAUAAGCAGGAUGUGCCAGAGCAGUUCGAUGACACCAGUCAGGAGAAUGCCAGUCAGGAAGAUUUCAUUGACGAGGCCAGUCAAGCCCUUCCUGAUCCCAAUGCAGAGAGCAUUAGCGCAUCGCCCUCGAUCCUACGACCCAUCACCACCCCUAGGCGAGACGUUUCGGAUGCUCCCUCUAUUGUCCUUUUGCUGCCAGAUAACGAAAUGGAUACCCUGCCCGAAGAAACCGAGGAGCAGCGGCAACGACGACGGAUGAGGUUCCUCGAGUUGCGGCGGGAACAUUACAACCAUGUGCAUCACAGUGAGCAGUGCACUAUGUCGGACACGGAUGAUGAGGAUCGCUCAGAGAAUCAACCCAAGUCCCAGGAGCAGAAGAAGCCCCAAUAAAAGUCUUUUUAAUAUACUUUUUUGUGGAUAUAACUUAUUAUAGGCAUCAAUUAAGAACUCACCGGUCCCUGUUCUUUAAUUUUUUAAGUUGAUUAAAUUCUGGAGAAUAAACACUA
This is a messenger RNA of Drosophila biarmipes, 720 nucleotides long. RefSeq lists its product as uncharacterized. NCBI's taxonomy places the organism in Eukaryota, Metazoa, Arthropoda, Insecta, Diptera, Drosophilidae. The record is from RefSeq and is a predicted model, not a curated record. The coding region runs from base 203 to 604 and encodes 133 amino acids. The transcript has a single exon.